Molecule: messenger RNA, 770 nt
Organism: Myotis davidii
Lineage: Eukaryota; Metazoa; Chordata; Mammalia; Chiroptera; Vespertilionidae
Product: procollagen galactosyltransferase 1-like
Exons: 2
Source: RefSeq, a predicted model, not a curated record
GAUGAGGAAUCUGAGGCCCGGGUAGGUCAAGGCCAUUCAUCCUUGGUUCAUUCUAUGAGCAGUUAUUGAGCGCCUGCUGUAUGCUGAGCCCUAUGUUGGGCGCUGGAGACCCAGUGUGCGUGGACAGACUUGGUGUUCAUUUCACGGGGCUCACAGUAGACAGCGAGUUAGGAUAGCAGGGUGGAGGUUUGAUGAUGGAAGCCCCAGUGCUGUGGGGAGCGGGAAGAGGUGCCUGACUCAACCUGAGGGCAGUGGGAGACUCACCCCUCCUCAACAUGGCAUCUUAGCUGAGAACUGGGGUAGGGGGAGGAGGAAGGAAGGGUGUUCCAGGCAGAGGCUCAGCAUGUGCAAAGGUUCUGAGGUAGGAAUGGAUGAGGUUGGUGUGCUAACAGCCGGCGUGAGUAGGAGGUGAGGGAGAGCCUUCCCACCAGGAUUAUGGUUGGGGACAGGUCAGGCAGUUCUCCAACCUCAGGCUGAUAUGGAGCCGUGGAGGAGAUGCGGAGGACGCAAUGGAGAGAGGUUGGAAUGCUCCCCACCACCGCACCCCAUGACCCAAGCCCCCCCUCGGCUUCUUUCUGCCCCGCAGUGAAGCACCCCCCAGCAGAGCCCUCCCGGUUUGUCUCGGUGCCUACCAAGAUGCCUGACAAGAUGGGCUUCGACGAGGUCUUCAUGAUCAACCUGAAGCGGCGGCAGGACCGGCGGGAACGCAUGCUCUGGGCGCUGUGGGCGCAGGAGAUCAAGGUCCGGCUGGUGGAGGCUGUGGAUGGCAA